Messenger RNA from Trachemys scripta elegans, 4713 nucleotides. It is a transcript of the gene PKNOX2, whose product is annotated as PBX/knotted 1 homeobox 2. Lineage: Eukaryota; Metazoa; Chordata; Testudines; Emydidae. Gene Ontology annotation, biological process: regulation of transcription by RNA polymerase II. Bases 374 to 1792 code for a protein of 472 amino acids. The transcript has 14 exons. The record is from RefSeq and is a predicted model, not a curated record. Gene Ontology annotation, molecular function: RNA polymerase II cis-regulatory region sequence-specific DNA binding; DNA-binding transcription factor activity, RNA polymerase II-specific.
GGCCGUGACGCGCGGCGGCGGGCGGUGAGUAUAGGCUGCGCGGUCCGGCCGGUGUCAGUGUGAUGAAGAUUGGCGUGCAGCAGGUACCGUCUGGGGUCGGAUCCUGAGGCUCCUCUGUCCUUCACACUGAUCCACUGAAAGAGUCCCCGAACUCUCAUUGAUGAGGGCCUAUAACCGAUCCCUGCAGAGCCUCACAAGAAACACUCCCAUUCAGAGAUGAUUCUUCAUUGACCAUUACUUUCUGAGGUGCUUUGGCUGCGACUGAAAGAAGGAGGUUUUGUUUUACUGGCAGAGGAAGAGCAAAGGGGAGAGGUUCAAAGGACUGGCAGCUCCCAGAGCACACUCCAAACAGUUCUAGAUGUGACUCAAUCCCAUGAUGCAACAUGUCUCCCCAGCACCAGCUCUGACAAUGAUGGCCACACAGAGUGUGCCCCCUCCCCCUUACCAAGACAGCCAGCAGAUGACUGCCACAGCGCAACAGCCGGCUAAGGCACAGCCAGUGCACAUCACAACACCCUCGGCAGCAGCCAACACCCCAGUCCCCAGCACUCCUAUUGACCCUCAGGCGCAGCUGGAGGCUGACAAGCGAGCUGUCUACAGGCAUCCUCUUUUCCCACUCCUGACGCUGCUGUUUGAGAAGUGUGAGCAGGCAACACAGGGCUCCGAGUGCAUCACCUCUGCCAGCUUUGACGUGGACAUUGAGAACUUUGUACACCAGCAGGAGCAGGAACACAAACCAUUCUUCAGUGAUGACCCCGAACUGGACAACCUGAUGGUGAAAGCAAUUCAGGUCCUGAGAAUUCAUCUGCUGGAGCUGGAGAAAGUGAAUGAAUUGUGCAAGGACUUUUGUAACCGUUAUAUCACCUGCCUCAAAACAAAGAUGCACAGCGAUAACCUACUCAGGAAUGAUCUUGGGGGGCCCUACUCCCCAAACCAGCCCUCCAUAAACCUACACCCACAGGAUUUGCUGCAGAAUUCUCCGAACUCGAUGACUGCAGUGGCCAACAACCCCCAGGGAAUUGUGGUCCCAGCAUCAGCGCUGCAGCCGGGGAACAUCUCCAUGACAACGGUCAAUUCACAAGUUGUGUCAGGUGGAGCCCUUUACCAGCCUGUAACUAUGGUAACAUCUCAGGGCCAGGUGGUAACCCAAGCAAUCCCACAAGGAGCCAUACAGAUCCAGAACACACAGGUUAACCUGGAUCUGACCUCCCUCCUUGACAGUGAAGAUAAAAAGUCAAAGAACAAACGGGGGGUCCUACCGAAGCACGCUACCAAUAUAAUGCGUUCCUGGCUCUUCCAGCAUCUUAUGCACCCUUACCCAACAGAGGAUGAGAAAAGGCAGAUAGCAGCACAGACAAACCUGACACUUUUGCAAGUCAAUAACUGGUUUAUCAAUGCCCGACGGCGCAUUCUGCAGCCCAUGCUUGACGCGAGCAAUCCAGAUCCAGCCCCCAAAGCCAAGAAGAUCAAAUCCCAGCACCGUCCUACUCAAAGAUUCUGGCCCAACUCUAUUGCAGCUGGAGUGCUGCAGCAACAAGGAGUCAAUCCUACUACCAAUCCUGACGGCUCCUUAAUUAUGGACAAUCUGCAGUCCCUGUCUUCCGAUAAUGCUACCAUUGCUAUGCAGCAGGCCAUGAUGGCAGCUCAUGAUGAUUCACUUGAUGGAACAGAAGAUGAGGAGGAGGAUGAAAUGGAGGAAGAAGAAGAAGAAGAACUGGAGGAAGAUAACGAUGAGCUCCAGACAACGAAUGUCAAUGACCUUGGCUUGGAGCACAGUGACUCACUGGAGUAGCAAAGAAUUGAAGGUUCCCUGAUUUACGGUAGAGCAGAUGCCUCCUGGAAAGAUGUUUGCCUACCUAAAUCAGCAGCCUGAGGAAUUGUAGAGGAACCCUGAUCUUUGACAUACAAGCCCCCCACAUCGCUUUAAAAAUUAUGUAUGACAAAAUCAAGUAAUGAUACCCUUACAAAGUGUCCUGCUUGCCUGCAAUACACUGCAGCUGUGGACCGGAGUGCACAUUUAAGAGACCAGUAGAAUGUGCAGGGUAAUUAUUUAAGUGAAGGACACAUGUUUACAAGGCACAUAUUGUGGCCAGUUUUUUUUUUUUUUGUGUUGUUGUUGUUGUUUUUGAUAAGAACAAAAGUGUUUUUAGGGCAAGCUGUUUUCUGUAUGACUGAGUCUUUGAUGGAUGUUAUCAUGCAAUGCCUUUUUUUGACAUGCAGGUGAGAGGCAGGUCUGUUUUCAUUUUCACUGCUUUUAUGAAAGAUUUAUAGAUACAAAAGGAUUGAUGCUUUUUUUAAGUAAAAGAUUGUAAUGAUUAUAAAUAUCUAAAUGUAGGGAAAUCAGAGUUUGCCAAUUGUCAGAAUUUAAAACUGAACAUUGAAAGACUUUAGUGCUGGAUCCAUUUAGAUUCCUGAUUAGUGCUGAUUAAAUGAAUGUCAACUCUUCAGACUACCAUCUCUUCCUAUACAGAGUGACAAACCCCAGGAAGUACAGAGGGGACACACACAUAUUGAUGUAAAUCGGUCUGGUGAUGGGGCACCAGACUGUGAGCUGAGCAGCCUUUGUCAAACUUAGAAAACUUUUAAUUUAAUGGUCUGCUUGUGAUACAGUUAGUGAAAUUUCUAUAGGUGCAAUGUCACAUGACCAAGAAUGUCCUCAAGUGAUGCCAUCUAGGUACCAUUCAAUGUUUAGAAGAUCACAAAUAUUCAGAAACCGAUCAAGAAAUAAUUGGGCAUUCUUAUGUUUUAAUGAAAUAUAAACACAAAAUGCUAAAUUUGCCUUGUUCAUCUGAAACGUAGUCAGAUUUCAGAAUGCUGAAAGCAGUCUCAGAUUCUGCUCUGCUACAAUGCAAGCCAUCUCUAUUUGAUCUCCUGGUUUUAAGACUUCGUGGAUUUCUGAACUGGGAAAAGUGUUUUUGAGCUAGCUGAAGAUGCUAUCCAGAUGGUGAAAUAUAAAAAUGCCCCUUGCAUUACUUCCACCUCUCAUCUGGAAUCCCCACCAACUACCCCUCUCAUGUAAAGCAUUCUGCCGAGAGAUUGAUGAAAAGCCGUCUUGAAAUAAGAUGCUCAUUUAGGCGACGUCUACUCUGAAGGAGUGUUAGCUCUGCUCAAGUUAGUGUGCCAAAAAUAGCAGUGUAGCUGUGGUAGCAGGGGUAGUGACUCAGUCUAGGCACCUGAGUACGCACCCACCCAAACCCGCUUGGCACACACUCAGGUGGCGAGCACAAGCUGCCACCUGUGCUGCCCCAGUUACACUGCUAUUUGAGCGGAGCUAACAAGUAUCUGUCUAGCCACACUGGGAAGUACACUCCCUGCUGCAGUGUCGACAUAGCCUUAGGCAUGUUUAGUAGCAGUAGGAUGGGAUCAGAGCCAUAAAAGUUUUCUUCACUGAAUGAGGAAGAAGACAUUUCAUGAAGCACUGGCAAAACUAAUCACAGACGAGACUUUCCUGAGAUCAGAAACAUUUGCUGACCUGACUAACAUAUAUACAUAUGUAGUAAACAAAUAAGAAUCAGAUUAUGGAUAUAAUCACAGAAAUGGCAACAAAGGCCCUCUUGUAUUCACACGGUAGGAAGGAAAUAAACUCCCCUUGAUAGAAAGAGAUUUCACCCCAAAACAUCACUUGCAUUCAAUCUCCUCCUCUCUCCACACACUGAAUGGUAGAACUGAAUAUGGUUGUGUUGUCCAUAAAAUUUCAUUGAAUGAACUUUCAGUCCAUUUGUAGGAGAACAAUUUCAGUGACAAGCCUUGGAAUCAUAGAAUAUCAGGGUUGGAAGGGACCUCAGGAGGACAUCUAGUCCAACCCCCUGCUCAAAGCAGGACCAAGCCCCAGAUAGAUUUUUGCCCUAGAUCUCUAAGUAGCCCCCUCAAGGAUUGAGCUCACAACCCUGGGUUUAGCAGGCCAAUGCUCAAACCACAGAGCUAUCCCUCACCCCUUGGCUGGCAUUGUUGUGCAGGCUGAUAAUGACCUUUAGCAAAACAACUGGGGCCCUCCAAAUUCCACCUUUGAGGAGCAGUCAGUAACUGAGACUGAGGAAGGGCUUCCUGAAAUGAAUGUAUUCCUCCCUACAAUGAGCUGUUAGUGAACGGUUUAAUAGAAAUUUGAGAAAGAAACAACUUUAUUUAUAUUCAGUGGUAUAGAGCAAUAUGUUUUGCUUCCUUUCCAUGCCAUAAUUAGAUCACAUUUCCCCUCUGAAAAUCCAGUGGAAUUAGGGCAGCCAGAAAAGAAGAAUUCCAUUCCACAAUCAAUUGACAUAUAAGAACACAAGCAAACUGAGAUUUGCACACCUGAGAGGAACCGCUCAAGAGCCAGUAGCCUGAUGGUUAGGAUACUCAGCGGUGGGGUAGAAGAUGCAGAUUCCAGGCCCUGCUCUAAUUCAAAGCAGGGAUUGGACCUGUGUCUCCACAUCCUAGGGAAAUGCCCUUUCCAACAGGCAAAAGAGCCAGGUCUUAUCUACUAACUUCAAAGUUAGGACAACAUAGCUAUGGUGUUCAUGGGUUUGAAAAGUUCACACCCCAGAGGUAUGCUGAUCUAACUCCUGGGAUAGGUGCGGCUAGGUCGAUGAAAGAGUUCUUUCAUUGUCCUAGCUACUGCCACUCAGAGAGGUGGGUUGCUUACAGCGAUGGAAUGCACCUUACAUCAGUGUAGAACAGGGGUCGGCAACCUCUGGCACGCGGCUUGCCAGCGUAAGCACCCUGGCGGGCCGGGCCAGU